AUGAUGUCUCUUUUCAGUUCACUAGUUUUCAGAUCUGGAGAGACAGAGCAGAAGGACCUGUGCCUGGGGAGCCAGGCUGGAGGAGCCGCCUCUGCACGGGCAUCUGACUCGGAUGAUGGUAUCCUGGACUCGAGCCUGACGCUGGGAUGGCUGGUAAAGCAGCAUUUCUGGGUGUGUUUUCAGAAGAGAUUAGCAUUUGGAUCAGUAGCCCGAGUCAAGCAGAUCCACCCUCACCAAUGUGGGUGGGCAGCACGAAUCUGUGAGGAGCCGAAUGGAACAAAGGCCCCCGCUCCCUUCUGGGGCCAGGACUUCCAUCUUAUCUUGUCCUUAGGUGUCAGAACUCAGGCCUUUGGAUUUGGACUGAACUACACACCAGCUUUCCUGAGUCCCCAGCUUGUAGGCGGCAAAUCGUGGGACUUCUUGGCCUCCAUGAUCAUAGUUGAGAUGACUCUCCAGGGCCCUCCUGGUCCCAGAGCUUCCUGUGGGAUUGGCUGUGGGUGUGGAGAGGUCACACUCCUAGGAAGUGCACGGCCCCCGACAGAUGCCCCGCGACACCGGCCGAUGGGGAGCCUGUCAGUUUCAUCUGACAAACUGGAACUGCUGAGGCUCACCCAGGAAUCAAAGCAGCUUGUAAAGAAAUUACAUGCCAACGGGGCUGUUGGAGUCAACCCACCAGGGGAAUUGGGACCCUCAGAGGAAGGAGAAGGUUCUAGCAGGUCCCGGAGGCCAGUUCUUUCCACAGAGCACCUAAGGAAAUUCUCAACACUUCUCGUUGAUUCAAGUGGAACUGAAUAAAUUCCCUGCCAUCCCUACCACUUCUCUGCCUCUGGGGUAGUAAAAAUCCAAACCAAAAACAUAGCCCAUAAGACAGGGUUGAGAAGGCAGAGAGGUUUUAAGCUAACCCUAAGGUUGUGACAUCAAAAAAAUAAAAACAAACAUAAACACAGCACCAAUAAAUCAAGAAGCCCUUGGAGAUGAUCCCAUGGA
This is a messenger RNA of Lemur catta (Ring-tailed lemur), 987 nucleotides long. RefSeq lists its product as uncharacterized. The transcript has 5 exons. The record is from RefSeq and is a predicted model, not a curated record. The coding region runs from base 1 to 795 and encodes 264 amino acids. NCBI's taxonomy places the organism in Eukaryota, Metazoa, Chordata, Mammalia, Primates, Lemuridae.